Symbiodinium sp. CCMP2456 is the source of this 975-nucleotide messenger RNA. The record is from the annotation of a GenBank genome assembly. Lineage: Eukaryota; Dinophyceae; Suessiales; Symbiodiniaceae.
AUGCAAGCUAUCCCGCUCGUCCACAUCACGCCGUUUGCUGCGGUCGGGCACAAAAGGCUGGAUCAGGCCGACUUGGAGGAGCUCGCCGUCGGCCUCAAGUCUGAGGAGCACCAUGAGCUCAUGGAAACGCAGUCUUCUUCUGGAAUUCUGGCAGAUUUCAUUGAGCGGGAGAAGGCUAAGGACGGUCAUUGGAGGUUGACCAACGAAAGGUGGUUGUUCUAUUUCCUCGCGACCAAACCCAAGCUGUUCGUUGGCAGCGCUGCCGACCAUGCUCGGGGCAUCCUCCUGAGGGAGCAGCUUGAGUGCGACUUGGCAAUCGAGCGGUUGGGGCUGGGAAGUGAUGUUCCAUCAGGCAGCAGGGCGAUGGUGGCGAUAGGUGACCUGAUGUCCAACAUUGCCAUGACCAUCGCGGCGCAGGUAUCCAAUUGGGAGAUGAAUAUUAAGAUGCUCGAGUGGGGCUACAAGGAGGACGACGAUGUAGUGCUGAGUCGUCUGCAUGACCGACGAUUGCGGCACGAGGGCUUCUGGCCUGCAACAGAUUUCUCGGACCCGGAGCGCGAGGAGUCGCAGCCGGUAGAUGAACCUAGCUGCCGCCUCAUUUGUGGUCAAGGUGCCAAAUCGGACACUUUUCAGAUUCGCGGCUGCAGCGUAGGAAGUUCCGAGAAGCUGUUGAACAGUCGCAGUGGGCUUCUGCGCACGGCUGCCCUGGGGCUCUCUCCAAAGCCAGGAUCCACCGCGGUCAGCAAGCUUCCCACAAGCAUUUCAAAGCACCUUGGAGAUUAUGGAGGCCAUCUGUCUUUGAAUUGUUCUUUCGUGGUGAAGCGCUGCCGGGCCAGAAGUCUAGACAUAGGCCAUGCAGACAUGACUCCCCUGCAGAAUGCAAGGAACCUGAUGAACGUUGUGAGCCAGCCUUCAAGCAUCGGGCGUUGGGCCCCUCCUCGCCCCCAGAGCGACUUGGAUGCUGCAACUCGUUAG